Molecule: messenger RNA, 3739 nt
Organism: Scheffersomyces amazonensis
Lineage: Eukaryota; Fungi; Ascomycota; Pichiomycetes; Serinales; Debaryomycetaceae
Gene: PSD2
Product: phosphatidylserine decarboxylase 2
Exons: 2
Coding region: 452-3694 (1080 amino acids)
Biological process (GO): phospholipid biosynthetic process
Molecular function (GO): phosphatidylserine decarboxylase activity
Source: RefSeq, a predicted model, not a curated record
CACAAUUUCUCUACUUUUAUACUUGCAUCCACUUUGUUGCUUCAGAUGACAGCUUUAUCUCAAUAUACAAGUAUAUUCUACUUAACUAUACUAAGUACUUAUACAAUAGUACUAUAGUAAGAGUAAUAGUAAUAGUAUAGUAAUAGUAAUAGUAUAGUAAUAUUAAUAUAGUACUAUAGUAAUGUAUUACUUCCAUUGCAUACUAUAACACAAUAUUAUACUAUGGUACUAUUCUAUUAUAUACAAUUUAAUAUACUAUAGAACAUUAAUUACAUAAUUAUGCUCCCACAUGUAUGAGGGUUGCACGCUCCUGGUAGCGCGCGACGAGCAUCACAAAAUUCUUACCGGCUAAGCCCGUGAUGAUCUGAAACAGCAAUUGUCCAUCAUAUAUCAAUGAAUUAACGCCUAAUUGACAUAAAUGCUAGUCUAAUUACUCAGUAGUACUCACCCGAUGUCUCACACUAACAAUUCAAUUCCAAGUGUUGAAAAAAAAUUCGGACUCUAUGUUAAGAUCAGUCCUAAUCGAGCUGCUGAUUUAGUGAUAAAACUGAAUCAUGAUGAUGGUGAUGGAUUAUCACGAAAGAGUAUCAAUCCUUUAUUGGUGGUAAGUUUAAAUAAGUGUCAAAAAAAAACUUCGCGAAAAUUGGCUACUAGUCAACCGAGUUGGCAUAAUGAGCUUGAGAUCCCCUUAAUUUUCAAUGAUUAUUCUCAAGUGCUAAUAUUAACAGUAUGGGAUAAACAUUCAAAGUAUAAGAAUUAUUUAGGAGAAGUUAGAAUAUCAUUAAGAGAUUUAUUUUAUGAUAAUUCUCAAUUUAGUACUAAAUCCGAAUUAAAAUGGUAUAAAAUGUAUUCAAAUAUGAAUAAUCAUAGUUAUGUUACUGGAUCAUUACUUGUUUCAUUUGAAUUAAUAGUUAAGAAAAAGAAACUUAAAAGGAAAGAUAAGAAGUUAGAUAAUUUAGUUGAAAGUAUAAAAAAUGUAUCAUUAAUUGAUCCUCAUACUGAUGAAAUAAAUUUAUUAUUUGAUAGAUGGUAUAAAUCCCUUGUUAGACCUCGAAUUGAUGUUCAACCUGAUGAUCAAGGUUUCUAUAAUGAUAUUGAUGAUAUAUCUAAUGAUAUGUCUGAUAUAGAAUCUAUAGAAACUACUCGUACUGAUAUUAUAAAUGAGUUACCAUUAAAGAAAAAUUCAAGUUCACUAAGUUUAUCAAGUAAUCAACAUUUAUAUAAUUUAUCCGAUGAUAUAAGUUCAUUAUCUGAUGCAUCAAUUAUAUCAUCUGAUGGAUUAUUUACUGGUGAAUCAGAUUUAGCUAAUAAACGUGAUAAGAAAUCAUUACUUCAACGAGCUAAACGUAAGAAAAGAUUAUUAGAAAAUUGGGAUAAAUUUCAAUUAAGUAAUAGACAAGUAUUGGGAGUUAUCUUUAUUGAAAUUAUUUCUUGUAAAGAUCUUCCUCCCCUUAAGAAUUUAACUAGAACAUCAUUUGAUGUAGAUCCAUUUGUAGUGGUAACUUUUGGGAAAAAGACAUUUAGAACGGCUUGGAAACGUCAUAAUUUAAAUCCAAUAUUUAAUGAAAGACUUGCAUUUGAAAUAGAAGCUCAUGAGAAGAAUUUUGAUAUUCAAUUUUCAGUAUUAGAUAUGGAUAGAUUAAAAUUUCAUGAUAAACUUGCAAGUGUUACAUUACCUAUGUCAGAUAUUACUGGGAAAGCUACAGCUAUGUAUUCAGAAGAUCUGCAAGUUUCAUACUUAAAGUCAGACGAAAAUUUACCAGAAGAUAGUGGAUUUUCUGAUAAUGGUUAUAUUCUGCAAAAUUCUGUUAUUAAGAUAAUUGAUGAUGAAAAUAAUAAUACCAAUGAUGUUAAUCAAAUCCCUUCAGUAAAGAAGAAAAAGAAGAAGUUCCCUCAUAAACCAAAAGUUAAUUCAAACAAUAAUCAUAGUCACAAAGAUUUGUCUAUGUUCAAAUCAAUGAAUCUUUCAUUAAAUCUUGAUAAUAAGAAGUAUGAAGGUAUACACAAACCAGAAUUACUUAUUCGGGUAAGAUUUGAGACAUAUGACCAUUUACGUCGAAAAUUUUGGAGAACUCUUCUUGAACAAUAUCAACUUAAUGAAAAGGAGAAUUGUUAUGAUUAUUUUGAACUUAUUUCUUUAUUGGAUACUCUUGGAUCACCCAAUAGUGAUGAACUUGUAGUAUCAUUCUAUGAAAAAUUAGGUAAACUGGCAUGGGGUGGAGAUCUUUUAACUCAUAAUGAAAUAAUUGAUUCAUUAGAAGAUUUUAUUAAAGAGAAAGGAGAAUUUAAAUUAUUUGAAUUUGAUAAUUGUCCUCUUUGUUUAAAGAAACGAUUAUCAAAAAAGGAUGAUAUGGAUAUUAUUACUCAUGUGGCUAUAUGCGCCUCUAAAGAUUGGAGUAUUGUUAAUAAAUUAGUAGUAUCUUCAUAUGUUAGUCCACAAAUAGCUACCAAGAAAUGGUUCUCAAAAGUUUUAAUUAAAUUAGCAUAUGGUAAAUAUGCUUUAGGAGGUAAUUCAGCUAAUAUUUUAGUUCAAGAUAGAUUAACUGGGAUAAUAAUGGAAGAGAAAAUGGGUGUAUAUGUUAGAUUGGGUAUUAGAUUACUUUAUAAAGGAUUAGAUCAAGCGAAAUCUAAAAGAGUUCGAUCUUUAUUAAGAAAGUUAAGUAUUAAGCAAGGUUCAAAAUUUGAUAUGCCAAGUCUGGUUAAUGAUAUUGGAUCCUUUAUAAAAUUUCAUAAAUUAGAUUUAUCAGAUUGUCUUGAAAAGAAUCCUGCUAAUUUCAAAUCAUUCAAUGAUUUCUUUUAUAGAAAGCUUAAACCAGGUGCUAGACCUCUUGAAUCUCCUUCAAACAAUAAAAUAGCCACUUCACCAGCUGAUUGUCGUUGUACAGCUUUUACAACUGUAACAUCAGCCACUGAAUUAUGGAUUAAAGGUAAAUCAUUCACGGUUGCCAAAUUAUUCAAUGGGAAUUUUGAAGGUCUCGAGACAUCUGAUUUUUAUAAAGCAGAUAAAUGUACUUUAGGGAUCUUUAGAUUAGCACCCCAGGAUUAUCAUAGAUUUCAUUCUCCUGUUGAUGGUGUUAUAAAGAGUAUUAAAUAUAUUGAAGGAGAAUAUUAUACAGUAAAUCCUAUGGCUAUUCGAUCCGAAUUAGAUGUAUUUGGAGAGAAUAUUCGAAGUCUUAUUGCUAUAGAAACUGAACAUUUUGGAACCGUAGUAAUGGUUGCUGUAGGAGCCAUGAUGGUAGGAUCUACAGUAUUAACAAAAAAUGUAGGAGAUAAAAUAAGUAGAGGUGAAGAAGUGGGAUACUUUAAGUUUGGAGGAUCUACUAUAUUAUUAUUAUUUGAAAAGAGAUUGUUUUCAUUUGAUAGUGAUUUAAUUAAUAAUUCCAAAUCAUGUGUAGAAACAUUGAUUAGAGUUGGACAAAGUAUUGGACAUAGUUCAGAUACUCCUGAAUAUGAACGUCAUCGGAUAGAUUUCCAUAAACAAAGUGAAGAAUUUAAAUUAAAACUUAUAAGAGUUCUUACUGGAGGAGAUAUCGGUACCACCAAUGAGUAUAGUAAUUGGGAGAGUAGUAAUAUCAAAAUAACGGAUGAUGAUGUAGAGCUGCUUAGUCGUAACUACGAAUCACAAGACGAAGAUUUCGACUUGGAAGGUGAUUCAUUUGAUGAGGAGGGUCUGGUAAAUAGUGAUGAGUAUUGAAUAUUAUAUAAAUACAUAGACAAUAUAAAUAUAUACAAGGAAGGA